Gastrolobium bilobum is the source of this 906-nucleotide messenger RNA. Its product is annotated as zerumbone synthase-like. The record is from RefSeq and is a predicted model, not a curated record. The transcript has 3 exons. The coding region runs from base 1 to 906 and encodes 301 amino acids. Lineage: Eukaryota; Viridiplantae; Streptophyta; Magnoliopsida; Fabales; Fabaceae.
AUGCUCAGAACACUAGCCAGAGAGUUCAAGCUCACAACCCUUACCAAUGGUUUGCUUCAAAAACGCAGCAGAUUCUAUGCAACGGUUGGUGGAAGAAGCAGGCUAGAGGGAAAAGUAGCACUUAUAACAGGGUCAGCAAGUGGACUUGGCAAGGCCACAGCCCAUGAAUUUGUCCAACAUGGGGCCCAUGUAAUCAUUGCUGACAAAGACACUGAACUUGGGUCACAAGUUGCAAAAGAAUUGGGCCCUUCAGCCCACUUUGUGGAAUGUGAUGUCACUGUUGAGGCCCAAAUAGCAGAAGCUGUAGAUGUAGCCAUGACCCACUAUGGCAAACUGGACAUCAUGUACAACAAUGCUGGCAUAACAGGCCCAAUAUUCCCACCAAGCAUCUCAGAGCUAGACCUUGAUGAAUUUGACAAGGUCAUGAGGAUUAAUGUCUGGGGAAUGAUUGCAGGUAUAAAGCAUGCGGCCCGAGUGAUGAUACCCAUGGGCUGUGGGUCCAUUCUAUGUACAUCCAGCAUAAGUGGGCUCAUGGGUGGGCUUGGGCCUCAUCCAUACACAAUAUCAAAGUUUACAAUACAAGGGAUUGUGAAGUCUGUGGCUAGUGAGCUAUGCAGAGAUGGAAUCAGAGUCAAUUGCAUAUCCCCAGCUCCAAUUCCUACACCUAUGUCAGUGGCCCAAAUAGGGAUCAUUUAUCCUGGUUUAACCCAAGAACAAGUAGUGGGCAUUGUGAAUGGGCUUGGUGAGCUCAAGGGGGCCCAGUGUGAGGACAUUGAUGUGGCCCGGGCUGCAUUGUACUUAGCAUCUGAUGAAGCAAAGUUUAUCUCAGGCCACAACCUCAUUGUGGAUGGAGCAUUCACCUGCUUUAAAAAUCUUAGGUUCCCUUCUCCAGAUCAAACUGCCUAA